This is a messenger RNA of Clarias gariepinus (North African catfish), 3308 nucleotides long. It is a transcript of the gene strn3, whose product is annotated as striatin, calmodulin binding protein 3. The transcript is spliced from 16 exons. The record is from RefSeq and is a predicted model, not a curated record. Bases 41 to 2173 code for a protein of 710 amino acids. Gene Ontology annotation, molecular function: armadillo repeat domain binding; protein-containing complex binding; calmodulin binding. Lineage: Eukaryota; Metazoa; Chordata; Actinopteri; Siluriformes; Clariidae. Gene Ontology annotation, cellular component: dendrite.
UAUUUCAGCAGGACUUUACUUAUUUGGUUAAAAAAAAAACAUGGAUGAACACCCCGGCGGCGGAGGAGGAGGAGGGAUGGCCACAGCAAGACAGCAGCAGCAGCACGGUAAUAACGGCAGCGUUAACGCUCAUCUGUCCGGGGCUGGAGGUUCAGGAAUGGGACAGCAGCAGCCUGAUGAAGCGCCGAGGCCGCAGCAGUACACAAUCCCCGGGAUUUUACACUACAUCCAGCACGAGUGGGCCCGCUUCGAGAUGGAGAGGGCGCACUGGGAAGUCGAAAGGGCCGAACUACAGGCUCGAAUAGCAUUCCUCCAGGGAGAGAGAAAGGGGCAAGAAAAUUUAAAGAAUGAUCUGGUUAGAAGAAUAAAGAUGUUAGAAUAUGCAUUAAAACAAGAAAGAGCAAAAUACCAUAAAUUGAAAUAUGGCACAGAACUCAAUCAAAGUGAAGUCAAAAUGCCCAGCUUUGAAUCAGAAGAUACCAAAGACACAGAGGUGUCCAGUGUACCACAGAACAGUCAGUUAACUUGGAAACAAGGCCGGCAACUGUUAAGACAAUAUCUUCAGGAAGUAGGUUACACUGACACAAUACUUGACGUGCGGUCUCAGCGUGUACGUUCUUUACUGGGGUUGUCUGGCUCGGAACAGAAUGGUUCAGUGGAAACCAAGAACCUGGAGCAGAUCCUCAAUGGAGGCGAAUCUCCAGCCAAAAGGAAAGGUCAUGACAUGAAAAGAAACACAGGAGAUGUGCUGGAGACGUUUAAUUUUUUAGAAAAUGCUGAUGACAGCGAUGAAGAAGAGGACGAUGAAAAUGACCUUAUGGAUGACGCGUCAAACAGGACCGAUAAACAAAGAAUAAAGAAGCAUAAAAUUAAAGUGGGAAAUGAGGGCUUAGCGUCAGACCUUCCAGACGAUGCAGACACAGAAGAAGCACUAAAGGAGUUUGAUUUCCUGGUGAAUGCAGAGGACGGUGAGGGCGCUGGUGAGGCUCGCAGUUCAGGAGAUGGUACAGAGUGGGCCGAGCCACUGCCGUUUCCAUCGGGAGGUGGCAAGUCCUUUAUCAUGGGCUCGGAUGACGUUUUGGAAAGUGUGUUGGGCUUAGGAGACCUUGCUGACCUGACAGUGUCCAAUGAUGAUGCUGAUUAUGGCUAUGACCUUCCAGCCAACAAGGAUGCAUUCAGAAAGACAUGGAAUCCAAAGUACACCUUGCGCAGUCACUUUGAUGGAGUGCGUGCCCUGGCCUUCCAUCCUGUAGAACCAGUGCUAGUCACUGUCUCAGAAGACCACACCCUCAAACUUUGGAACCUCCAGAAAACUGUUCCUGCCAAAAAAAGUGCCUCUUUUGAUGUGGAGCCGAUAUACACAUUUAGAGCACAUUCGGGGCCUGUGCUGUCGUUGGCUAUUACAGCAAAUGGGGAGCAGUGCUUCAGUGGUGGAAUUGACUCAACAAUACAGUGGUGGAAUAUCCCCAGCUCUAGCAUAGACCCUUAUGACACAUAUGAUCCCAGUGUUUUGGCCGGAUCUUUACUGGGCCACACUGAUGCAGUUUGGGGUCUGGCUUACAGCGGAAUUAAGAAUCGGCUGCUGUCCUGUUCUGCUGACGGAACCAUCAAGUUGUGGAACCCUCAGGAGAAGAUGCCUUGUUUGUACACUUUUAAUUCAGAGAGAGAGCACGGCAUUCCUACUUCUAUGGAUUUCAAUGGCUGUGAUCCAGCAUAUAUGGUGGCUUCAUACAACACGGGGAAAGUUCUCCUCUAUGAUUUGGAGACGUCACAGUCUGUCAUGGAGUGCUCAGCACAGAAGGACAGCGCACUGCCUUUUGGGAACCACAUUAAUAAAGUUGUGAGUCACCCCACACUGCCAGUCACGAUCACAGCUCAUGAGGACAAACACAUCAAAUUCUAUGACAAUAAAUCAGGUAAAGUUAUCCAUGCAAUGGUGGCUCACUUGGAUGCUGUCACCAGUCUAGCGGUGGAUCCUAAUGGCAUUUACUUGAUGUCAGGAAGUCAUGACUGUUCAAUUCGGCUGUGGAACCUGGACAGCAAAACAUGUGUACAAGAAGUCACCUCCCACCGGAAGAAGUCGGAUGAGUCCAUAUAUGACGUUGCCUUCCACCCUUCUAAGGCAUUCAUAGGAAGUGCUGGGGCAGACGCCUUGGCCAAAGUAUUUGUAUAAAUCCCAAUUCAGAGGAAACUCACUCACACUCAGACAACAACAGAAAGAUCUGAUUGCUUCACUGCCUUUGUGACAAGAGAAGCAGUAGCUGCUAAUGAUGAAUUAGCCUUCUCAUAGCAGCUUCAUGAACAUACCAGGACUGAGCAAUGGACUUUGGUUUAGUGAAGUCUGGGGGAAGUGCCCACUUAGUAAUACUGGUUUUCUUUCCUUGAAACUAGAAAGAUGUUAAAAAAAAAAAACGGUUAACUUUACCUAACUGUAAGUCAGAGCUGAAGUUACAUCAGUGUUUGUCUUUUUUGAUUGGGUAUAAAAUGAGGUCAUGACAUUGUAUUUUAGAUAUGUUUCAGUGACCAUGGAUUGGUAUAAUUUUCAUCAAAAGGUGACCACGAUGAGGGCAAAGAUGCUGCGCCAGAGGAAUUAAUCCCUCAUACUGCAUCAGGCGUAGAGGUUGUCCUUAAUGUAGCGUUAUAUAUGAAUUAGGAAAGAUCAUGAUUCAACUCUAUUGUUUCACCUUUACAUUAGCUUUGACAAUUUUGUGUAAAAAAAAAAUGAGUAUAGUUUUUAUAAUCCUUUUUAUAUAAUUGAAGACUCUGGUAUCAGAUAACAUUUUUAAGAUAAAAAUGGGAUUGCUUUCCCGUUAAUGUCCUCUAUCUCAAUCCUCCUUAUAUCACUGGAAGGCUUUGACACAUCUUGCCCUUCCAGUGUUAAUACCUUUAUUUCACUGCAGCAUUGAACAACAGUAGAAGCACACUUCCUCAGACCUCUUUAGAUAUCUACACGUACACAGCAGCAUCCUAUCACUAUGUGAUGGUUUUGUACAUCUUAAUGUAACUGAGUUUAUUUAUCACACGUAAGACAACUGAACUUAUUUAUUUCACUGUUUUGGGUUAGUCUUAGCCUCUUUUGUAAAAAAAUAAAUAAAAAAAAUGGAAUAAUUGUAAGAUUUGGCUCUUAAAGAUAGAAGAGCAAGCCAAAAAGAAAUGUUUUGCUCUUUUUAAAACAGUUUCAUCCUAGGCUAGAAGAUAAAAAUAAAAAUUUAUCUUUAUUACAUUUUUAUAAGUUAAGGGAUCUGGAUAACUGGCGUUGGGUGAAACACUUCCCAGUUGUUAUUCUGUCCUUAUCAUUUAUCCUAUAA